ACCUCUUCUUCCUCCACGCCUCACCUACUCCUCCUCUCCGGAAGCAAGCAAAGCAAGAACAGCAGGAAUCCGCCACCGAAUCCGCCUCGCAGCAGAGGGAUCCCAAGUUCCAAUGGGUGCCAAGUACAUCGUCGGCAGCCUUGUUGGCUCCUGUGUCAUCGCAUAUGCUUGCGACUACAUCGUUUCUCAGAAGAAGAUCUUCGGUGGCACCAUACCAGGGACGGUCUCGGACAAGGAGUGGUGGCAGGCGACAGACACCAAAUUCCAGGCCUGGCCUCGCACCGCUGGGCCGCCGGUCGUCAUGAACCCCAUCAGCCGCCAGAACUUCAUCGUCAAGGACCUGUGAGGCCCGAUAACACCAGGUUUGCGGUGGAAGCAUAUGCUGGUGUAGAAUGGCGAUCUCCGUAGCUAUAACCCACCUCCCUGUGCUGUAAUCUUUGCUGAAGGCUGUGUUUUGUCUUGAUGAUAAUAAGAAGGGUACUCUUGUGAUGGUAGAGUUGGUCUGGUUUUCUUCUGCGGAACAUAUAACAGAAGCUGGAGCACAUUUGCUUUCUAAAAUUUUCAUGAUGGCAUCA
This is a messenger RNA of Lolium rigidum, 575 nucleotides long. RefSeq lists its product as uncharacterized. The record is from RefSeq and is a predicted model, not a curated record. The transcript is spliced from 4 exons. Bases 113 to 346 code for a protein of 77 amino acids. Lineage: Eukaryota; Viridiplantae; Streptophyta; Magnoliopsida; Poales; Poaceae.